AUGUUUUCCCGGGGUUUUUGCUUAUUUUUGUUUGCAACUUUCUGGCGCCUUGUUAUAGCAUUGGAGCAACAGAAAGAUGGUGUUUGUCCACCUGUGCUUGAUAUAAUUAUUUUAUUUGACACAUCUGGCGGGAAUGACACAGUUUUUGAGCAGCAGAAAAACUGGACUAUCAAAAUUGUAAGAGACCUUCCAGUUCACGAAGAUGCAGUUCGAGUUGGCAUCGUACAAUAUUCCGAAAGGAAUGAUAUUAUAACACAUUUGGAAACACUGAAAUUCAUGCCAGGAGAAGACACCAGAACUGGAGUAGCGUUGAGUAAAGCAGAUGAUGAGAUUUUCGACUAUGAUGGAGGGGCGAGACUAAAAGCCACUCGACUUAUCAUUGUUUUCACUGAUGGUCUUUCCAUGGAUAAACCAACUUUAGCGGCAAAAGCUCUCCGUAGAAAAGGUGUCAAAAUUUACACGAUCAGUGUAAACAGCAUCGGGUUCGUUCCGGAAAUGUUGGGAAUCGUUGGUGAUGCGGAUAAUGUUUUCGGACCCACAGAUGAAAAUCGGAUUGAAGAACGCCUUCUUGGUGAAGUAGAAAGUUCCAGAUCGUGUGAAAUUCAACCAAGGAAAAAUGAGAAAACCACAAGUUCAUUUGGAUGGAGGAUAACUGACGCUGCAGCAAUUGUUUCUCCGGUCACAGAGGCAGCAGUUGUUGUUUCUGAUUCCACCUCCGAGAGCACCUCUGAAAGCAUUUCUACUACCAUUGCUUCCUUAAAUGCUAGCUUCAAAUCAAAUGAGUCAAAUAACAGUGUGGAAAACAUUGGACAUAAUGAAACAUCUACCACUGAUUCCAGUUUGAGCAAUGUUAUUUCCACUAUUCUUCCAACAUCUCACACUUGGAAAGAGCCCGUUCAACUGUUCACAGCGGAAACCGAGUCGACACAUGAGAAUAAGGUGUUGAACUUGACAAAUUUGAAAACUUCACUGUCAGAAGAAUCGAAUACAUCGGAAGCAAAGGAUAAAACUGGAAUUGAUCAUGAAUCUACAAGUACUGAAACUGUAGCAACCGAAAAUUCCACCGAUUCUGUAGAAAGAAGCAGUGUCCCCGCGACGACUGAAACCAAAACUGAGACACCAAGAACACCAACUGAGAAUACGGGGGCUUCCACUACAGUAUCAACCACACUGCCUCCUGGAACCACAAUCUGCAUCAAUCCUCCAACAUCUACACCCAGUUCAUCCAGUUCUGCUCAUUUCUCUACCAAAUCUUUCUUGGUAAAACUUGGAGUUAAAAAAGAGAAGAAGGAAAAAGACCCGUUGAGCAAGUUCUUGGGAAGAGACGUUCCAAAUGGAAAUAGCGUGAAAGAAGAAUUGGAUCUUGUGAAGAGCAAGUUGGACAAUAGUUCAGUGGAGAAGGAUUCAGAGAAUUCUUCUGAAACAAUUGAAACGAAGACUCCUACGUCUGCUUUACCUACAUCCAAAUUUUUAUUUUCUACGAAAGUCACUUUUCGACCAAUGUCGACUUCCACAACCACAACGUCAACCACUUCAGAUUCAACAACAGCGAAAUCUACCACAACUUCACCUACCACCACUACCAUUACGACUACACCAGUAACAAAUUCUAAAAAAUCGAUCAAAACUGAAGCUACCACCGAAAAUACCACCACUACUACAACGCAGUCCCCUUCCUUCACCCCUCUUGCAAAAUCUUCGCUUAGUCUUCAAACUUUUUCGGAAGUGACCGCAUUCCCAACUUUACUCAGCAUGGAAAAAGCAGUAAGUCGUGUUGUGACACUUCCCAUCAACAACGCUGUCACUGCACUAGGUGUAAGUAAACCAAUAAAGAAGAAAAUUCGAAGGAUAAUAAAACGGAGAAGAAAUAUCCUAUCGUCUAGCAAAGCAAAGAAAGUGACAAAAAAAGUUCUAGAAAUUAAAAGGGUACCUACGCCAACGACUCCACCAAUCAGAAGUACUCUGAGACCUUUGAUAAUCGAAGAGAAGGAGGAAGAAAUAUUUUCGGCCAGUGUUCAAUGUCCAAUGGACAUACUAUUUGUUGUCGACAGCUCUGGGUCUAUUGCACGCACUUAUGACACUCAAAAGGACUAUCUUACACAACUCAUCAAAAAAGUAGAACCAAGCCGGAGCCACCGAGUGGGUCUAAUCCAGUUUGCCGGUCCCCAUAUACAAAAAAUGGAAUGGUCUUUUGACACUCAUUCGAAGAACUCACAACUCUUGUCUGCAAUCAGAAGUGUGCGGCAUUUAACAGAUUUUGCAAGUUCCAAUUUCUCUUGUCCAGGAACUACCUACAUUGGAGCCGCUUUGGAAUUGUCAUUGAUACUUUUGGAUUCCAGAAGAAAGCAUACAGAAACUACAGUAAUUUUGAUCAGCGAUGGAAGCACUGAGGAAGAUUUUAUCAUUCUAAAAAGCUUCAGAUUCUCUCAAGAUGAUUCAACUCAACAAGCGAAACUUCUCAGACAACUUCCGAAUGUGAAGAUGUAUGCAAUUUCCUUGAACAAAUUGACAAAUACAAAAUACCUCACAGAUAUUGUGGGUGAUCGCAAAAAUCUGUUCAUCAAUGAUGAAAGCCAAUGGUUCGAAGAAUUUUUCACCAAAAAGUUGCGAUGUGUUCCAACGACUCGAUAA
Caenorhabditis briggsae is the source of this 2631-nucleotide messenger RNA. The coding region runs from base 1 to 2631 and encodes 876 amino acids. The record is from RefSeq and is a predicted model, not a curated record. The transcript is spliced from 14 exons. NCBI's taxonomy places the organism in Eukaryota, Metazoa, Nematoda, Chromadorea, Rhabditida, Rhabditidae.